Molecule: messenger RNA, 693 nt
Organism: Lodderomyces theae
Lineage: Eukaryota; Fungi; Ascomycota; Pichiomycetes; Serinales; Debaryomycetaceae
Exons: 1
Coding region: 1-693 (230 amino acids)
Cellular component (GO): membrane
Source: RefSeq, a predicted model, not a curated record
AUGAUUUGGAAACGGUCCUGGCUUAUGCUAUGGUUAAUCAUUGGAAUCAUUUUAGAAGUGACUGCAUUUUUCCAAAACAGUGCCGGAAACGGUGUUCAAAGUGUCCAAGUCAUUAUUGCACCCAUAUUUAUCGCGGCAUCGGUGUACGUCUCAUUUAGUGGCCUAUUGAAGAACUUAGAAAUUGACAAGAUUGGCUUCAAUCGGAAAGCUCAAUCUUUCUUAUUCAUCGUUGGUGAUAUAGCAUCGUUUGGUCUUCAAGUGGCUGGUGUUGUUCUACAGAUGAUUGAAGACAACAAGUCACUAGGUCAAGGAUUGAUAAUCACGGGGUUUAUCAUACAAAUUGUCUCCUUUUGCUGUUUUAUCGCUUUGGUAAUUUCAGGCCAUCGAACAAUCAACACAACUGUAAUUCAAGCAACAAUGCAAGGGUAUUAUUGUUGGAAAAGUUACUUCAAAGCGUUGUAUGUCAUCGCAGUGCUAUUUUUCAUUAGAAACGUUUUCAGAUUGAUUGAAUAUGGCCAAGGUUAUGGUAAAUACAUUUUUAACCAUGCUGUCUUUGCAUACAUUUUCGAUGCUGCGCCAAUGUUGAUUGUGUGUGCCAUUUUGGUACUUGUGCAUCCUGGAUUUGUGUAUGCAAGAGUACAAAAGUUUAUGCUGGAGUCGAAAGGGUUUCCUGAAGGAUCGGCUGGGAGAUGA